This is a messenger RNA of Moneuplotes crassus, 690 nucleotides long. Lineage: Eukaryota; Ciliophora; Spirotrichea; Euplotida; Euplotidae. The record is from the annotation of a GenBank genome assembly.
CUUAACUUAAUAUUUACAAAAUAUAAAGUAGAAAUGUCAAGCGCAUGAGAUGUGUGCCCAGCGAUCUUAAAUCUGCUAUCUUCUUGCCCCACAGUCCCAUUCGAGAACUUCUUGGAAAGACCAACAGAGUUCUUGACAAGCCUUGUGAUGGCUCUGUCCAGUGCCACGCUGGUGUUUGAUAUUCUCUUGAUGGUGAUACUAGCAAAGACAUGGGGGAAUAGAGCAAAUGUUCUCAUUGCUUAUCUUACUCCUGUAUUGCUGGGUAAUUUUGUACUUAAGCAAAUAUUUCAGGAUCCAAGGCCUGAUCUAGCAUGCAGCACUACUUAUGGGAUGCCAUCUGGACAUUCUACAGCAGCAGGAGCUAUUUUUAUCACAGUGAUGAUUCUGUAUCAGCAACAUGUGAUAAGUUCUUCUCACUUUACAUUGUUCUAUGGACUCAGGAUGCCUCUGCAAGCUUAUAGUCGGAUCUACCUUCACUAUCACACUGUGAGACAAGUCUUAGUUGGGUUUCCUUUAGGAGCUGUCUUUGCCUUAGUUCUGUAUCAAUAUUUCCCAAUAUCUGCAAAGAAACAAGAAAUCCCAAGAAAAUUUGUUCUGAAUGAAAUCCCAGAACAAUACCGUUUGAUUAGACUUCAGAAUGAAAAGUUUGAGUCUUUAAUGGUAUAAAUACAUAGUAAAAUUUGGCAAGCA